Molecule: messenger RNA, 809 nt
Organism: Physella acuta
Lineage: Eukaryota; Metazoa; Mollusca; Gastropoda; Physidae
Product: protein shisa-5-like
Source: RefSeq, a predicted model, not a curated record
AACAACGAAAUUCCUUUUCCCAUUGACGCAACCCCCUCGACAAGACCGAUUUCACAAAACUGGACCAAAAAAUCAGUGAAGCGUACAGCAGAAGUGAGGCGUUGAUUGUUACAUGUAGAACGGGUGUGUAGGGCUGUACUAUACCUACCAUAAGACACACAGCUAGUGUGUACCCGCAACAUAAACAUGGCAGUCGGAGGCUACGCGGCCUCGAGUUUUGGAACCAUUUUAUUUGCUGCUUUCAUUUCAGAAUGUGCGGCCCAGUGUGGAACAAUCAGUAAUUGCGCCUACGGCUGCUGCGCCGGCCCUACAUGCUGCACGUACAGCACCUACUACUACACUAACUAUGGAAUGAUUUCCGGUAUUUCGCUGGGUGUGACGGGGCUCAUCACCAUCAUCAUGACCAUCAUCAUCUGCUGUCGUCGUCGUCGGGCACGCGCCGGGGUGGUGUACAGGAGUGGCCCGGUGGUGCAGUCUGGUGUGGUCAUUCAACAAGGUACAGUGCAAACAGGAACCGGAUAUCCCAUGCAAUUGUACCCACCCCCCUCUGACCUACCUCCGGCGUAUCCCCAGGUCGGAUAUCCCCAUUCGCCCGUUGGAUACCAGCCCCCACCCCCUGGAUACCAGGAAGCCUUGGCUUGUUACCCUGCUCCCCCCUACCCUGCCCAUCUACCCAGCCCUCCAUCCUAUAGUACGCUGGCCAAGACAGGUGAAGCAGAGUCUACUGGGAAUAAGCCUACAGGAACAGACAACACCGGCUUCAAACCGGAUUAACAGUAUAUAUAUAUAUAUAUAUAUAUAUAUAUAUA